Molecule: messenger RNA, 3435 nt
Organism: Glossina fuscipes
Lineage: Eukaryota; Metazoa; Arthropoda; Insecta; Diptera; Glossinidae
Exons: 16
Coding region: 1-2895 (964 amino acids)
Source: RefSeq, a predicted model, not a curated record
AUGGAUCUAGCUGAUCAAAUCGAUGAUUAUAUAUGUUCAUUUGAGGGUCUCGGUGAUAUAACAAUGGAUUCAUUAGCGAUAUUUAUAUUUUUAUGGGCGGUUUUGGCUCUGUUCUCCUUAUGGCUGUGCAAAUAUCUCUACCAAAAAUAUUCGAAAGAGAAAGAGGCUGCCGGGGCGACUACACCCAGUCGUCAGAGUAGCGUUGGGCCCGGUACUGGGAAAGCAGAAAAAACUCGACUAUCCGAACCACGAGAAAUACAAGCCAGUAAAACGGAUAUGAAAGAGUUAAUGCUAAGUAAGCCUACAGCAGCAGCUGGCGCAGUAGGCGCUGGAGCGGCCCGAAGUGUUAAAACCCCGACAGGCGCGCCUGGGGCAACUUCGAUAAGACGACGAAUGGUUAGACAGAGUUCAACGGGCCCCGAGAAUAUUAAAAGGCGAUAUGUACCACCGCCAUCAAAUGUCGUAGGACCAGAAACGUCUUCAGUUACUUGGACUAGUCAUGUAUUCCGUUGGCUUUAUAGCGAUUUGGUGAUUGUUAAUGAAUUACUAAUGUCCUGGGUUAUUGCUCUAAACGAUACCCUAAGGAAAACAACCGAUGAGCAAGGAAUUAUGGUUGAAAUAGUACGUGUUUUACCUGACAGCCCCGCACCCGGCUUAAGCAACAUAUUCUGUAAUGCCGAUGAGAACAAUCCAGCUGAUAUGCUGAUUACUUUCGAUUGUGAUGCUAUGCCCGUUCUACAAAUGAAGACGAUGCGUCAAAAAUCGGGUAAAUUCGAAACAUCUCAUUAUAAAGUAACUGUAUCCAGAUUUCGUGCUCGCAUGGCUAACGCAAUGAACUAUAAUAGUUUGAAGGGUGAUAUGCGUGUUGAAGGAUAUCCCGAUAUACGUAUUGCCAUGAACACCGUAGGUCCAGUUAAGGCCAUAGAUCCCGAGGAUCAACAAUUUGAGUCAGAAGCUGCUGAGAUACUAACUCGGGCUCUGCGCGAUACUGUCUAUCCGGUGGAUUUCUCUAUGUUUUCGUCUUGUCCACGAGCUGAAGUCGAACCCACAGAUUUGCCAGUAAUAUAUCCAACUGGUUUUGAUCCAAUGGCGAGUCAUCCAAUGGAUUCCACGAACCAGCCCCAAUCGCGACUUAUGACUAGUGCGAACAGACGCCUACUGGUGAAAAUUGUUAACGGCGAAGAUCUAAAAGAAGCCAAAAAUCCUUAUGUAGUAGUGGAAAUGGAUGAACCCGCACAGAAAAAUCAAACUGCAGCAAUGUCCGGUUCAACUCCUCAAUGGAAUGAACAUUUUCUCUUCGACUUGUCAUCUCAAUCGGCAGAGAUACUGUUUGAAGUUUACGAUAGUCCAGCUAACGCUUCAGAUCCUCCAAAGUUUUUAGGUUUAGGUUUGGUUGGUAUCGAAGAAUUGGCUGUGGGUCCCGCUUUGACUCAGAUUCUUACCUUACAACCGCGUCCUUAUGAAACACAACCAGUUUACGGUAAUAUUACAGUCGAUUUUGUGUUUAUUGAGGGCGCUGAAGUACCUGCCUUCGCCACCAGACCGCCCUAUAAACUUAAGGAAGCUCUGCACAUUAGCACCCCGGCCAUUACCGAGCAUAUGAAGAAUGGUUCUAAUUUGGCAGACGCUGCCGUACGUGCCUUACAAGAGGGUGCCUUCCCUGCCGCUACGGGUCAUCCUAGUAAAAGUACUUUAAUUAUACAUAGUGUUCAGAGGAAUUCCAAAAACUUAAGUGCAUUUAAGGUCGAGUUAAACAAAGAUGGUCAAAUGGAAGUAAUUGAUGAUGAAGUGUUGAAAGCGACUAUAACGGCAGACGAUAGCUCUUCACAACAACAAAAUCAACAAACAGAACAAAAGAAGAAAAUCGAAAGCAAACUUUCGACAGAUACCACAGAUGAAAUAGAGGAAAUUGUAGAUGAUGUGGCUGAUACUACGGACGGUGUUACAGAGUCUGCCAAUGCCAAUGAACAAAGUGCUUACUCAGCGCAGAAAACAGGUAACGACAGCGCUUUAGGAAACUCCAUAACAGAGUUUGGCCAACCGAAUGCUGCGUCUUCACCUCAAAAUGGUCACAACAAUAACAUGUAUUCGUACAACGGUGCUACCAAUGCUGCCCAAUCUACUCUUAACAAUAAUAGUAAUUUACCCCGUAAUGGCGAUGUUUUAAAUACAACUACAACAAUAAAUGCAACGGCGAUGACAGCGCCUGGCAUCCCAGCCAAUCAAAUUGAUUUGGAUGAACGCGGUAGGAGUAAGAAACGAAAUUUCUUUGGUACCUUGAAAAAACGUUUAAGUCGCUCUAAGACACGCACCCAUUCAGCUGAUCGUGGCGUCUUAACGUCACAUCAUAACAAUAAUGUUGCAACCCCUACCGGAACACUUAACGGUGAUUCACGUUCAUUAUCUGUCGAUCGUGCUGUUUUAUCUAAAAGCAAUUCACUUGGACGUCGUACGGGUUUAUCGCCCACUUUAGAUCAUUCAAGACGUUCUUCACUUUCAGAGUCCUCAGCUAUCUCAGGUUUCUCUUCAGCCAGCACAAAAACUUAUAUACAUGAAGCAUCCACUUUGGUGCUUGAGACUAUAGAAAAUGGUGUCAAAAGGCAUUUCAUUGUGCCCUUGAAUAUAGCACAACGUCCCCGAUGGCGUCGUAAGGGCACGAAACUGCAUAUUUACAAUGAUCACACUUUCAUUGCUAAGCAUUUAAGCGGAAGCGGCUUACAAUGUUCAAUAUGCAUGAAAUCGAUUCCACGCCGACCGGGUAAACAGGGGUACGAAUGUCGUGACUGUCAGUUGAUCUGCCACAAACAAUGCCACAUUCGUGCACCGCAAGCAUGUCCUAAUCCAACCGUGCUCUCUAUGGAAUUAACCUCACUUCCGCUUUUCAAAGAACUUUAAAUCUUUAUUUCGUUAGAAUAUUUAAUUGAAAUUCUUAUUUUCAAAGAAUUUUUUGCAAUACUUUUAUAUUAUGUUAGCCUUAGUAUGCACGAAUUGCUCAAAAACGAAUUGCAAAAUUCUUUUUAAACACGUUCUGCCUUAGUUUUUACGCCAAUUAUUUUUGUCAUUACAUAUAUAUUCGCCUUUCGCCUUUGGCUUGCUUAUUUCUAUUAAUAUCACCACGCAACAGUUUUCUAUAUAUAUUUUAAAAUGAGAUGGGGCGCAAAAACCGCAAAGGCGUUUCUGACGAGGAUACAAUAUAUCUGCUCAAGGUCAUGUCUCUAGACCCAUUAGCAAAUCUACUAUAGAUCGAUAUCGAUUCAAUCGUUCGGACGUUCGGACAGACGUUUAAAUUGCUCACUGAUUCUAAUAAUGCACCUACUUUCUCAUUGGAAGUUUAUUAAUACUUUAAUUAUGUUUCUCUUCACUAGUCAAGUCUUUAAUAGUCAAAAUUUUCUGCACAGAUUCUUUACCUCCUAGUCCGACUUAGUUUCCUAAGCG